AGGGGCUAGACAUCCCCAAUUUAACCGUAUGCUACAGGAGUAUCUGAAGAUUCACCAUCCACCGGUAGUAGUGUUGCUUGAAACUAGGGUUAGUGGUUUGAGAGCGAACAAGGUGAUUAAGAAAUCCAGCUUUAAUUGGUCUCAUAGAGUGGAAGCUAAAGGUUUUUCUAGUGGGAUUUGGAUUCAUUGGGAUGAAUCAGUGCGCGUCGAGGUUCUAUGUAAUCAUAGCCAGUUUGUGCAUUUUGCAAGAGUUUCGAAUUCGUUGCAGCAACGAGUUUUAUAUGCUGCAGUUUAUGGUAGUUCGAAUAGCCGGAAAUAGAGAUCCCUGUGGACGGGACUGAAUGCAGUAGCACAGGGUAUAGUUGAACCAUGGGUACUUUUGGGUGAUUUUAAUGCUUUGUUGCAUACGGAUGAGAAGCAGGGUGGGUUGGUGAGUCGUGUGGCAACUUGCAAACGCUUUCAAACCUUUCUAUUUGACAACAAUCUUAAGGAUUUGGGGUUCAAAGGACCUAAGUUUACAUGGUGUCAAGGUCGGGUUCACGAGCUGCUCGACCGAGUUCUUUAUAAUGCAUCAUGGGAACGACGAUAUCAGUUUUCUUCUGUGUAUCAUCUCCAGCGCAUUAAAUUUGAUCAUUGGCCUCUCCUUUUAGUGUUGAAUGACUCUUGUCGACCCAGUGGGACUGAGACGUUUAAGGUUUUUUUUUUUCUGGUUGGUUAUUUCACAGUGGCUUGAUACGUUGGUUAAGAUGUGUUGGGAUGACAAUUACUCGCUUGUUGAAUUGGUCCAACAGUUUGUGGUUGAUGCGUCGGAUUAGAAUGGGAAAGUUUUUGGUAGUAUUGGUAGGCGAAAAAGGGAAUUGAUGGCUCGAUUACGAGGUUUGCAAGCAGCUAGGAUGUUUACAGGAUGCUGGGAUCUAUGUUGCUAUUGUUUUUGAGAGUCGGAGGCGAACGGGGACUGGAAAUUUGCGAUGGCGCUGUCUGGAGCUAGGAUGGGUGAAGACGAAUGUUGACGGGUUGUGUCGGAAAGAACUUGUCAGGCAAGGACUGGGGCCUGUUCCGGAACUAUUAUGAGAGCUGGGAUGUCGGGUUCUCCAAGAAGAUUGGAAUGACGUCGGUGCUCCACUCAGAGCUGUGGAUGGUGUUAGAUGGAUUAAAGGUGCCUUGGGCUAAGGGAUUCUGAUAGGUGGUUAGGGAGAGUGAUAAUAUUGAGGCCUUACAAUUACUAUGCAGAGGAUCGAGAGGGGAACAUGUAUGCUCGCUUGUUCGAUAGAUUAUGGGGAUGCUUUAGUGACACUGGACUGUCAAGCUAGAGAAGUUGCCGAGAGCUUGUAAUAUUGCUGCAAAUUUUAUGGCUAAGUGGGUACAGGGUGCUGGUGAUGGUUUGCAUUUGGUGAAGAGACCGUCAGGGAGCUGCUGGAGGUCGUUGCUUUCUGACUUAGUCAUGGCUGUUGGAGUUGAUAUAGUUGAAUAGUAGAAUUUUAGAGUUUCUCAAUAUUUUCCAUUAAAAAAAAGUUUAGACAGCUCGAUUACAAAUACAUUGAUUAUUAAGAUCUAAAACAUCUAUUCAACAAAAAAAUUCAUGAUAAAAACACGUGUGACUUUGAAACUUUUUCAUAUCGAGAAACCCUUACUGUUGUCCUAAGGUAAGAAGCACACCACCAAUCACUGUCCCCAACCCUUUUUGUUAGUGAGUGGCAUAAAACCGUAAAUAUGAUCAUGAAUCAAGGGCCUUAUCUCAACCCUCCCAUCUCCUUCCAUCCUCCCCAACCUGCUUCCAUUGCGUCUCAAUCGCUUCACAUUAAUUAAUUAUUUAUUAAGCCCAGAAUUUCACUUUAAAUUUUGUUUCAUUAUAAAUUAUGUUUUUUUUUUUAAAUUCUUUAACCUAAGUUUUAAUUUCUCUUCCUGAGUUUCUCUAUAUAUUUAAUUUUAUAAUAUUCUGUUGCAUUUCUUGUUUUUAUUUUUCCCAUUUUGGGGGAGAUUUUGUGGUAAUUUGUUAUGCAAAACGAAUGGCGAAUUCGAAUCACCAGCCAACAUCAAUGUACGGUUCAGGUGCAGCGAACAUGCAACGGAACAUUGACGAAGAAGAAGACGAUGACGUUCCAGUUGGAGCCGGAGGAGGAGGGGAAGAGUCCGUGGAUAACCCUCAGAUUGGAUUUCAAGAAAACGGUGCCGUUGUUGCGGUUAUGAAUAAUGGCAUGGACGAAGCUUCUCAUGCCCACGUUUAUGGUCAAGGAUCUGAUUCAACCUCUGCUCCUGGUAAUGGUGGCGCUGAUCAGCUCACCCUAUCGUUUCAAGGGGAGGUUUAUGUAUUUGAUUCCGUUUCUCCUGACAAGGUACAGGCGGUGUUGUUACUUCUAGGUGGAUAUGAAAUCCCUUCAGGCAUUCCUGCAAUGGGGACAGUCUCUGUUACUCAAAGGGGCUUGAAUGACUUUCCUGGGAGGUCAAUUCAGCCACAGAGAGCUGCUUCUUUAAACCGGUUCCGGGAGAAGAGAAAAGAGCGGUGCUUUGAGAAGAAAAUCCGCUAUACCGUGCGGAAAGAAGUGGCCCUCAGGAUGCAACGUAAGAAGGGUCAAUUCACAUCAUCCAAGGCAAUUUCUGAAGAAGUAGCCUCAGCCUCUUCAGGAUGGAGCGGAACACCAGGUUCUGGGCAAGAUGAGAACAUGCAAGAAGUUUUAUGUACACACUGUGGAAUCAGCUCUAAGAGAACUCCUAUGAUGCGUCGUGGACCUGCUGGUCCAAGGACACUUUGCAAUGCAUGUGGACUCAAGUGGGCAAAUAAGGGUGUUUUGAGAGACCUUUCAAAGGUUUCUACAGUAGUAAUCCCGGAUCCAACUGUAAAGACUGCUGAGCAGAGUGAUGCUGAAGCUAACGAGUCAGAGGCUGUAACUGUAACUACAGAUGUUGUAUCUUCGUCUAAUGGAGAUAACUCCACUGUUACUGCUGAAAGAUGAUUAACAAGAUCCUUAUGCUAUGGUGAGUGCUAUGUUACUUGAUGUUUAAAAGGGCACAUGUCAAACUUUGUUGUAAUAACUGAGUUCGUUUGACAACUGUAUAUAUGGUGCAUUGCCGAUCAUUAUGUAACUGCAGAAUUGCAAAAUACAGCCUAUUUGGUGUCAGUAGGAAGAUUAGAAAUAAUCUUCAAUAUGCGUCGAAACCAGAGCUUGUUUUGACAGAUUCCUUACCUUUCCUUGUAAAAAAGUGGAAAUAUUGAGAUGAGCUUGAACACAAGCAGCAGGGAAAAGAGGCACUUUCACUUCCUCACCGAAUGUCCCAAGUCUUGAGGCUGCAAUUCCUAAAGAAUGUCUGCUUAGCUACUUUCUUAUUAUUCUCAGUUCUGCCUCCUGAUUGUUCUGUUGUCUCAUAUGUGUUUUGCCUGUACACUUUUGUACGUUUCGAAAUACAUGCACUGGAUGUGUAGUAUGUGUUGGUUGUGAUUUCAUAUCGUGUUUAAACCGGUCAGGUAAAA
Gossypium arboreum is the source of this 3466-nucleotide messenger RNA. Its product is annotated as GATA transcription factor 28-like. Gene Ontology annotation, molecular function: zinc ion binding; sequence-specific DNA binding; protein binding. The transcript has 7 exons. Bases 2007 to 2951 code for a protein of 314 amino acids. Gene Ontology annotation, biological process: regulation of DNA-templated transcription. NCBI's taxonomy places the organism in Eukaryota, Viridiplantae, Streptophyta, Magnoliopsida, Malvales, Malvaceae. The record is from RefSeq and is a predicted model, not a curated record.